AUGGCGACGGCAGGGAGCGGCGCGGAGGACACCCAACGGGUGCUGACCGGUCCGCCACUGACUGAGGCGGAGCUGGCGGGGGCGGAGGUGCCCCUGGCGGCCUACCUCGUCCACAAGCUGACCGCCCACGGGGACCGCCUUCUGCAGGUGGUGGUGGGCCAGGAGUCGCGGGCGGACUGGGUGCUGCGGCAGGCGGCGGCCGAGCUGUCGGCGCUGCAGAAGGCGGUGCCCAGCCUGCGGGAGGGCGACACCGUGGCCGUCUGCGUCGGCAGGUCGGCGCUCUUCGCCCCAGCCCUGCUGGCCACGCUCUGCUCUGGAGCCGUCUGCGCCGUCGUCAACGCGGCACUGCCUCACGAGAGCCUGCAGCGAGUGCUACAGGAGCUGAAGCCAGCAGCCGUGUUGUGCGAGCCACAGGCUACCAAGUCCGUUACAGAUGCCAGGCCGGCUGGCUGCCCACUCCUGGUGUUGGGGACUGCCGAGGCGGUCCCUGAUGCUCAACACCUGCUGAUGAGCAGCGCCCAGGGGCUGCAGCGAGACAACACGGCCCCGGCAGUCGCACUUCUGUCGUCUGGGACCACAGGUCACCCCAAGGUCAUCCGGAUACCUCGCCGCAACUUGGCCCUUGUGAUGCACUUACUAACUCGCAACGAUGCCCCUUUCGGAGCAGUCGACACCCUGUUGUUCACAACCGGGUUCUUCUGGGUAAGUGGGACGAUAUUCACGCUCUGGAGCAUGGACACUGGGAUGAAAUGCGUCGUGACGCCGGAUUUUAGCCCUCAGACUGUACUUGACUACAUCGAGAGAUGCAAGCCCACCGUCAUCUUCAUGCCGCCGAACCAGUGGGUAUCGCUGGCUCGCCAUUCUCCGGAGGGCCGACUGCUCUCGGCGAUGCAGCACGUGCGCAUGUGUGCGGCAGGAGGGGCCGCUCUGAGCGCGGAGACGCAGGCGUGGGUGGAGGCGCGCACGGGCCGCCCGAUGACGCAGUGGUACGGCCAGACGGAGGCCUUCCCGCUGUGCAACGUGCUCCUCAGAGCCCACGCGCCGCCACCUGGCUCCGUGGGUCGAAUCAAUGCCGGGCUGCAAGCCAAGGUACUGGACUUGCAGACCGCAAAGUGUCUGGGUCCAGGGGUGGACGGUGAGCUGUGCUUCAAAGGGCUGGCCGUAAUACCGGAGUUUGUGGACGAGGAGGGCUGGAUCCACACUGGAGACGUGGGCCACUACGACGCUGAUGGCAACUUCUAUGUCGUCGACAGAGUAAAGGAACUCGUCAAAUACCGCGGUGUCCAUGUGUCGCCGUCAGAGAUGGAGGCGUGGCUGCUGGCACACCCGCAGGUGUCUGAGGCGGUGGUGGUGGGCCUGCCACACGACGAGGACCAGGAGCACCCAGCUGCCUUCGUCGUGCUGACCCAGGGUGCCACCGUCACUCCAGAGCAGCUGAAGCAACUGGUCAAAGAGAGAGCGUGCGGCAGCGAGGAGAAGCUGUUGCAUGGGGGCGUCUUCCUGGUGGAGUCCAUCCCUCGCCUCGCCACGGGGAAGGUCAGCAGGGGGCAGCUGCGGCGCGCUCUCCUGGAAAGAACCAUGGGAAAGGUGUAGCCACUCUCCCAGGAACAGCAGCUGCCGUCUUCUGGAGACCGCUGCGGUCCUACAGAACGGCGGAUAUUACACGCAGCACCUUAUACACGUCAGGAGGCUACACCAUCAACUCACUGCAUAUCCUAUCUACAUCGUUGUUAA
Molecule: messenger RNA, 1734 nt
Organism: Schistocerca cancellata (South American locust)
Lineage: Eukaryota; Metazoa; Arthropoda; Insecta; Orthoptera; Acrididae
Exons: 8
Coding region: 1-1593 (530 amino acids)
Biological process (GO): fatty-acyl-CoA biosynthetic process; long-chain fatty acid metabolic process
Molecular function (GO): long-chain fatty acid-CoA ligase activity
Source: RefSeq, a predicted model, not a curated record